CUCUGAGGUCAUGUUAUGGUAGGGUUACACGUGUUGUGUGAUUCCCGUCAUGCUGCGGGGCAGGUGGGAAUGGCGGGCAGCUUAGUCCUGCUGCUCCUGGUCGGUCUGGGCGGCGGAGGAUGCUGGGAACUCCCUGCCCUUCCCUGUAACCUGUACAACUCCUGCGAGUGCGGCUUCAGGCCGGAUCUUAAUGCAUUGGAUUGUGAUCUUGCCCGUAAUGUUUUUGGGCAGCACCUGGUGAGGGAACAACUGGUGAAGGCCGUAAAGGCGUUUGUGGAGACGGAGCGGCCCAGCAAGCCCCUGGUGCUGUCAUUCCACGGCUGGAGUGGAACCGGUAAAACAUUUGUGAGUUCCCUGCUGGUAAAACACCUGUACAGGGAUGGAAACCGGAGUCCGUACCUCCAUCGCUUCUCUCCCAUCCUGCACUUCCCGCACGCCCAGAACGUCAAUCAGUACAAGGAAGACCUGAAGCUCUGGAUCCAGGGGAACCUCACUGCCUGCAGCCGCUCCAUGUUUUUGUUCGAGGAGAUGGAUAAGAUGCAUCCAGGGUUGAUUGACGUUAUUACCCCCUUCCUGGGUCCUUCUUGGGUCGUCUUUGGUUCCAACUACAAGAAGGCCAUAUUUGUGUUUGUAAGUAAUUCGGGAGGAGAAGCCAUUAAUAACGUAGCGCUGAAUUUCUGGAGAGAGCGCAAGGACAGAGAGGAGAUUCAGCUCAAUGAUGUGGUGCCUGCUUUAACCAAAGCUGUGCUGGCCGACCAAGAGCAUGGCUUCUGGCAGUCUGAGAUCAUUAAGCAGAAUCUCAUCGAUGUCAUUGUGCCUUUUUUACCUCUGCGUCCCAACCACGUCCGGCACUGUGUGCGCACCGAGCUGGAGCAGAUGGGGCUGGCAUCGGAGGAAGACGUGGUACACUUGGUAGCCAGCAACCUGAUUUAUUUCCCUGAAGGCGAGAACGUUUUCUCGUCCACCGGCUGCAAAACUGUGACCUUCAGAAUCAACUACUAUUUAUGAAAGCUGCAUCGGGCCGGAAUAAGACGAACACGAAAGUAGAGACAAUUCUUCUUCUCCGGAGCAACCUCAACCUGUCCAUUACUGGAAAUGGAGCAUCACAUAGCGGUGGUUUGACAAGUACAGACUCCGUUCUUCAUGCAUUAUGAUUGACCAGGCUGCUUAUAGGGGUUGUGUGUCUGUGGGUUGUGGAUGGUAUUGCAUCUCAUCUCUAUUCUAGUGAAUUGGGCUAAGCUGCAAUACCAGUCACAACCCAUACACGAGAGAGGCGCUGUUUCUGGGUGGAUGUUUUAUGUGCAUUACAAAGUGCACCUGCUUUAGGCAGAGUUCUAAUCUGGCCAGCAGAUCUCACCCUCUCCAUUGCAAAGGGUGAGAUCCGCAGCAUAAAUUGACAUUCUGCACAGGUCCGUUUGUGGAGCGUGUGGCUUUGAAUUCGGAAAAUCCCAUCCACUUUGCUGGUAUUGUACAACGCUGCAGAUUUGCCGCCCUAAAAUCCGUGAUGGCAAAUCUGCAGCGAAUCGGCUUCGUGUGAACACGGCCUUACAGUCACAGACCGGGUUCACACAGCCCUAAAUCAGGGUCAUUGCUCCACAGGUCCCAGAUCUCUGGAUAUGAUCAUCCUGUUGACGAGGCCUUUCGUUACUGCUGCAGCCAAUCGCUGACCAUUACCAGUGCGGCACGUGACCCAGUGAGUGGCUCCAGCUGUCUCGGCCAGGAUGCGUAUUUUGCGGAUACGGCCGUGUGCAUUGAGCCCUUACUUUUUAAGAUCCUUUCUAUGUACCUGGCUUUAUUGCUUUUCAUAUGUCCUACAUAUUAGAUUCCCAGGUUAGUUAGGGAAACUGGAGACCCAGAAUAGCUCCAUAAAAUUUUAAAGAGGUUGUCCAGUGGAUUCAAUAUUUUUUAAUAAAAGGCUGCGUAAAAUAAUUAAUAAAAUCGGUCAUACUCUUCUCACCGCUCCUGUUUCUGUGCUUCCCGGUCCCCUGUGUGUCUGAUUCCUGGUCACUCCUGAUACACAGGGAAAUAAGCAUUCAGCCCAUCACUGGCCAUAAUCUGCCGGACAACCCCUUUAAUUAUCUUCACUUUCUGUGAAAGGAAAAUGAAAUGCUCUGCUUUGGGGCGGCUGUAAAUAUUUCGGACCGUUAGCAGUUCCUUCAGAUAAUGGUCUUUUUAUUUUAGUCACUUCUCAUAUAAACGGGACUAAUAUGAUAUUAACCUGCAGCCUGGAAUUUCAUGAAUUUAUGAUCUUGUGCCUUAAAGGGG
Bufo gargarizans (Asiatic toad) is the source of this 2265-nucleotide messenger RNA. RefSeq names its product torsin family 2 member A (gene TOR2A). Gene Ontology annotation, cellular component: endoplasmic reticulum lumen; endoplasmic reticulum; nuclear envelope. Lineage: Eukaryota; Metazoa; Chordata; Amphibia; Anura; Bufonidae. The record is from RefSeq and is a predicted model, not a curated record. The coding region runs from base 16 to 1008 and encodes 330 amino acids. Gene Ontology annotation, molecular function: ATP binding; ATP hydrolysis activity. The transcript has 5 exons.